CUGAGUCAUUCCCCCUUGUUCAAAACAAUCCAACGAAACAACUCCCGGGCAACUUGGCCAACGUUAGCUCCCGUAACUCGUUGUUUAAAACUUUUUUAACAUUUAUCAACAAUGGCGGGUUCCGUGUCAAACGUGGAGGUCUGUCAUUUUGCGUACACGGGACAGUUUGAGAAACUAAAAGAGUGCAUCCUGUCGGAUAAAGCGCUUGCCUGCAAAAUAGACCAGGACGGACGGACCGCGCUGCACUGGGCUUGUUCCGCCGGACACGCCGACAUCGUGGAGCUUCUGCUCGACCUGGGAGUCGAUGUCAAUCUGCAGGACGAUGCGUUGUGGACCCCUCUUCACAUUGCAGCGUCCGCCGGCAGAGAAGGCAUCGUGCGAUCGCUGAUAUCCAAAGGAGCUAAGCUGAAUUCAGUCAAUCAAAACGGAUGCACCCCUCUGCACUACGCCGCCUCGAAAGACCGAUAUGAGAUCGCCCUGCUGCUGUUGGAAAAAGGAGCAGACCCCAACGUCACCGACAAGUUACAGUCCACGCCCCUCCACAGAGUGUCGACCAUGGGCAACGUCCGCCUCAUCCAGCUGCUUCUCAAACAGAGCGCCUCCACCAACAUCCAGGACUCGCAGGGCAACACGCCUCUCCACCUGGCGUGCGAUGAGGACCGCGUGGAGGCAGCCAAGGUGCUGGUGGAACACGCGGCCAGCAUCUACAUUGAGAACAAGGAGGAGAAGACUCCCCUCCAUCUCACCAAGGGCGGUCUGAACAACGUCCUCCGUCGGAUCGUGGAGGGAUGAUUCCUCUACCGAACCUAAUGGUCACGCUCCAGCUCGAGUCCCCGCCACCGCAAAUCACAUCGAGAGAGUUCUCAUCCCAGUCAGUCCUCCCCGAGCGGCCCGGGAGGAUACGUGUAACGUGUAGAAGAAGAUAUGGUGUCUAGUGGAACAGUUGGACUGCACUGGGUUGUCAUCAGCUCCUCAGAUGGGGCAGUGGCAUUGCCAUGACCGUAGGUGUCUCAUCAAAAACACUCUCUGGGCCACUAAGUGCGGUCUAUCCACUGCAGCCUCAUUUCUUAUGAUCGCUUUCUUUUUACGUUUGAAUUAUUGCAAAAAUGCCCUUAUGGUGUACAGCCUGUUUAAGUAUGUCUAAUGUGUAUUUCUCUGUUCUACAUGCUGGCAUUUGUUUCCAGCCGGAAGUCGUCCUCAACCUUAGCUCGUCUCCGGGGAGAGUUGAUCGCAGCAUCUAGCCGCCUCAAUGCUUAUACCUAAUGAAAUCAACAAAGAUGUAACAAAACGAUUGAAUUCUUACUUUUAAAUUACGAACUCAACCGAUUGAUGUCUAUUGUUCUCGGCUGGUUGAAGUCUUGAUUAAGAAUUGAAAGAAAAUAAACAACUGACGGAUAA
Messenger RNA from Pseudoliparis swirei, 1398 nucleotides. It is a transcript of the gene psmd10, whose product is annotated as proteasome 26S subunit, non-ATPase 10. Gene Ontology annotation, molecular function: protein binding. The record is from RefSeq and is a predicted model, not a curated record. The transcript has 5 exons. Bases 112 to 792 code for a protein of 226 amino acids. NCBI's taxonomy places the organism in Eukaryota, Metazoa, Chordata, Actinopteri, Perciformes, Liparidae.